Messenger RNA from Lolium rigidum, 2490 nucleotides. RefSeq names its product probable ubiquitin conjugation factor E4. Gene Ontology annotation, cellular component: nucleus; ubiquitin ligase complex; cytoplasm. Gene Ontology annotation, molecular function: ubiquitin-ubiquitin ligase activity. Gene Ontology annotation, biological process: protein polyubiquitination. The record is from RefSeq and is a predicted model, not a curated record. The transcript has a single exon. The coding region runs from base 16 to 2484 and encodes 822 amino acids. NCBI's taxonomy places the organism in Eukaryota, Viridiplantae, Streptophyta, Magnoliopsida, Poales, Poaceae.
GCUGUCAAGCCGGUGAUGGGCGAGUUGUACGAGCGUCUCAGGCAGAGAGUUGACAAGGUGUCAGCGCUCGGCGACUUCCAGCGGCCACUCCGUGUGCUCAGGCGGCUGGUCGGAAUCCCUACCUGCGCCAAGGCUCUAGUGCAACACCCCAAGUGGAUUCCAAAGAAUCAAACUAUGCUCAUUGGGGAAGGAAGAGCCAUGGAGCUCUCCAGCUUGCUCGGAGCCUUCUUCCACGUGAGCGCGAUCCCCGACCAUGAGUUCGCAAGCAAGCCCGAUGUCGGCCAACAGUGCUUCUCCUCACUCCGGCCAGCUGACUUAAUGUCAUCUUUCUCUACUAUCAAGAGUGUUAUGAAUUGCUUGCAGGACGGACUAACGGAUGUUCUUUUGGUGCUGCUUAAAAAUCUGGAGACUCGAGACAAGGUCCUUGAGUACCUAGCAGAGGUGAUCAACAAAAAUGUGGGAAGAUCCGGCAUGCAGGUGGACCCUUUGAAAUGCGCUAGCUCGGGUAUGUUUGUCAAUCUUAGCGCUGUGAUGCUCCGUCUAUGCGAGCCUUUCUUGGAUCAAAUGGAGUCUAAGAAGGACAAGAUCGAUGUCAAGUAUCUGUUCUGCAACGACAGAAUCAAUUUCAAAGAUUUGACCGCGAUCAGUGCCUCUUCAGAACAAGUGUCUUCAUGGACAGAGAGCUGGAGCCAUGCACAUGCUCAAGAUGAUCCCUGUGAUGGAGUGGCUUGCUCAGGCAAAAUUAGUAGUUCAGAGAGAGGCUCGAAAAAACAGAAUUUCUCGUUUAUUUGUGAAUGUUUCUUCAUGACAGCAAGGGUGCUCAAUAUGGGGUUGAUGAAAGCUCUAGCAGACUUCAAACACCUCUCUCAGGAUCUCGCAACAUAUGAAGAUGAUUUGGAAUCAAACAAAACAUUGAGAGAACAAUCCGUAAGUUCACCACAACUUGAGCAAGAUAUAGAACGCUUGGAGAAGAUGGUCGCGGCUUUAUCACAAGAGAAUUACUGCUAUGAAGCUCAGAUACUAACAGACGGUGAUUUUCUUCAGCGUGCACUAUCUUUCCACAGAUUAAUGAUAUUGUGGUCAGCAGAUCUUGUUGGCGGAUUUAAGAUGCCUUUGCCAUCACAAUGCCCCAAGGAGUUUUCUUGCAUUCCGGAGCAUUUUCUUGAUGAUGCCAUGGAUUUACUUGCCCUAACCUCUGGAGUUGAUAAAGCUUUGGAAGGCUUCCCAUUGGAUGACUUCCUCAAUUUCAACAUCAUGUUCAUGGCCAGUUCUUCUUACAUUAAAAAUCCUUAUCUGAAAGCAAAGAUGGUUGAAGUUUUGAAUUGCUGGAUGCCACAAAGAAGCGGGUUGACAUCCACAGCCUCGUUAUUUGAGGGGCACCAACUAUGCCUUGAUUAUCUAGUAAUAAACCUUCUAAAGCUUUAUGUGGACAUUGAGUUUACUGGCUCUCAUACACAGUUCUUUGACAAAUUUAAUAUUCGACACAAUAUUGCUGAGCUUCUGGAAUAUUUAUGGGAUGUUCCUAGUCAUCGACAUGCUUGGAGACAAAUAGCUAAACAAGAGGAGAAGGGCGUGUACUUGAAUUUUCUGAACUUCCUUAUCAACGAUAGCAUCUAUCUUCUCGAUGAGAGCUUGAACAGAAUUCUUGAACUCAAGGACAUAGAGACUGAAAUGGCUAACAUUGUUGCGUGGAAUAGCAGACCCGCUAAAGAAAGGGAGGAGCGUUUGCGUGUAUUUCAUCAGUCAGAGAAUGUUGUUCGUUUUGAUAUGAAGCUGGCAAAUGAGGGUGUUGGGAUGCUUGCCUUCACGUCAGAACAAAUUCCAGCGCCGUUGCUUCUUCCUGAAAUGGUGGAAAGGGUGGCAAGCAUGUUAAAUUACUUCCUCUUGCAACUUGCUGGUCCACAAAGGAAAUCGUUGACCGUAAAAGAUCCCAAGAAGUAUGAGUUCAAGCCGAAGCAGUUGUUGACAAAGAUUGCUACCAUCUAUGUUCACAUCGCAAGGGGUGAUAAGGAAGAUAUCUUUCCUGCUGCAAUCUCGAAAGAUGGACGAUCAUACAAUGAGGAGCUGUUUGCUAGUGCAGGUAAUAUUUUGUGGAAGAUCGGGGUAGAUCCACAGAUCAUACAGGAGUUUACGCAACUCGCCGGUAAGGCAAAAACUGCUGCCUCUGAGGCCAUGGAUGCUGAAGCAAUCCUUGGGGACAUACCAGAUGAAUUUCUGGAUCCAAUUCAGUAUACUCUCAUGGAAGAUCCUGUGAUAUUACCAUCGUCGAGGGUCACAAUCGAUCGUCCAGUUAUUGUCCGGCAUUUGCUAAGUGAUAGUACCGAUCCGUUCAACCGUUCCCAUCUCACACAAGACAUGCUUUUACCAGACACAGAUCUCAAGUUACGCAUCCAAGAGUUUGUCAGGUGUCAGCAGUUCAGGGCACGAUCGGCUGCCGACUCCGAGAUGGGGGAACCUGAUGGUGCUGCUGAUAUGGUCGAAUGAACUGCG